AAGAAGGAACUUUCGGUGAGAAUUGUGAAGAGUUAUGUGGGAUGUGUUCGAAUGGUGAAGUCUGUAAUCCUGUGAAUGGAUCUUGUCCCGAAGGCUGUUCAGCAGGAUGGAAGGGCAAAGACUGUCGGGAAGCUUGUGAGUCUGGAUCAUAUGGCGUUAUGUGUAAGGACAAAUGUAGUCCGCAUUGCCUCGAUCCUACAAAUUGUGACAGUAAAUCGGGGGAAUGUUACCUAGGUUGUUUGGAUGGAUGGGUCGGUGAUCGCUGUGAACAGACUUGUGAAGGAGGUUGGUACGGAGCACAAUGCAAACGCAAAUGUGGUCACUGCUAUAAUGAAGAACUGUGCGACAAAAUACAUGGUGCGUGUGCAAGCGGAUGUGCAUCAGGCUGGAUAGGACAGAAUUGUAACAAUUCUUGUGCAAAAGGAUCAUACGGUAUUAUGUGUAAAGACACGUGUAGUGCGCAUUGCGUCGACUCCGCGGAUUGUGAUCAUGUGACAGGGUCAUGUGUGGGAGGAUGCCUUGCUGGUUGGAUGGGAGCAAGAUGCAAUCAGAAAUGCACUGAAAAGUCUUUCGGCGAGGAGUGUGGUAAGGUAUGCGGCCAUUGUUUUGACAACGCCCCCUGUAAUCACAUCACAGGAGCAUGCCAAGCGGACUGUAAAGAUGGAUGGCUGGGUCAGUUUUGUAAUGAAUCAUGCCCUGAGGGAAAAUUCGGAGAAAAGUGUCAACAAAAGUGUGGUCAUUGCGUCAGUGGAAACAUUUGUGAUUUUGCCAGCGGAAGUUGCUCAGAUGGAUGCGCAGAUGGUUGGGUAGGAAGUAGGUGCAACAUAGUGUGUAGUUUUGGUUACUACGGUGAAAAUUGUUUGCAACAAUGCAACGUCAACUGUAAAAAUACGAAAGAUUGCAACCAUAUCAAUGGAUUCUGCUCAAAUGGCUGUGCCGACGGUUGGUUAGGAGAGUUUUGUGACCAGAAGUGCCCAGACGGGUUUUUUGGUCCAGAUUGUUCCUUUAAUUGUGGGCACUGUCUAGAGGAAGAUAUUUGUUCUCAUGUAAACGGGUCAUGUUUCUCAGGGUGUGCAAGGGGCUGGCAUGGAAGAUACUGCAACGAGAGUUGCGAAAGUGGUUACUUUGGAGACAUGUGUACACAGAAAUGCAGUGACUAUUGCAUAGAGUCUGGUCAAUGUGAUAAAAUCACCGGGUUUUGUACCAAUGGGUGUAUGGCUGGGUGGACUGGGAACUUCUGUGAAUUAGAAUGCCCCACUGGAACGUUUGGUGAGCAUUGUAUGGGAAACUGUAGUGAGCACUGUCUUAAUAUUACCGACUGCAAUCAUGUGAACGGGUCAUGUGACGGCGGAUGCUUAUCAGGUUGGAUCGGAAACCAUUGUCAGAUAGAAGUCAAUGAGAUAAAUGGAAUACCUGCUGAAACGCUACUUGGAAUCGUGUUUGGAGUGACUGCUUUAUUCAUUAUCAUUGACAUCAUUAUUGUUGUUGUAGUUUUGAGGUUCACGGGAAGGUCAAAGGUCAGAGGCUCCUCAUUCCCCCGCCGCCUUAGUAUUCUAAGUGUGAAUUACUACGCCGAUGUUAACAGUGGGAAUCAUGCAGCUGAUAGACAAAAUAGAGAUGCCGGUCAUGUAGAUCAAGAUGUCGUAUUAACUACUUGUGGUCGGUCGUUCAACCAAGAAAACACAGGUUCACACCACGAACAGAUGAAUUAUGUUUCCAAAGAAAACCGUUAUAUCAGUUCUUGGGAAUAGCUUUAAGGAUUAAUUUGAAAUAAAUUUUGUAUUGUGAGAUAUAUAAAUAAUAUUUUAACUUUGUUUUGACUUUUAAGAAAAUAUACUUUUUGAAUUAAAAAGAAAAGAAAAUCAGUUAUUAGUAGUGUUUUCUUGCAAAAGAAAUAAAGUAAAUGGCAUUGUUAAUACAGAUAUUAUUAUCUUUAAAUUCCAUGUCAUAAAUUGAUAUUUAAUAUUUAUG
This is a messenger RNA of Saccostrea cuccullata (small rock oyster), 1971 nucleotides long. RefSeq names its product multiple epidermal growth factor-like domains protein 10. The transcript has 14 exons. The record is from RefSeq and is a predicted model, not a curated record. Gene Ontology annotation, molecular function: scavenger receptor activity. The coding region runs from base 42 to 1751 and encodes 569 amino acids. NCBI's taxonomy places the organism in Eukaryota, Metazoa, Mollusca, Bivalvia, Ostreida, Ostreidae.